Molecule: messenger RNA, 4120 nt
Organism: Marasmius oreades (fairy-ring Marasmius)
Lineage: Eukaryota; Fungi; Basidiomycota; Agaricomycetes; Agaricales; Marasmiaceae
Gene: MYO1
Product: class II myosin
Exons: 17
Coding region: 129-4013 (1294 amino acids)
Biological process (GO): endocytosis; vesicle transport along actin filament; actin filament organization
Cellular component (GO): actin cortical patch; vesicle; plasma membrane
Molecular function (GO): microfilament motor activity; actin filament binding; ATP binding
Source: RefSeq, a predicted model, not a curated record
GCCAGAGGUCUUCAUCGACACUCCUCAUCCUACACGCUUCAAGCUUGUACAUAUAUACUCAUAUACUACGAUACCCUAUUUUCUUCCUCUCAACGUAGUCUCUCAUAACUGAUAUUCACCAUUAAAUCAUGGCACCCUCAAAGAAGGCAGGGAAGAAAGUAGCACCAGCAAAGAAAGGCGGGAGUACAACCAAAGGUGGAGUAGCAAAAGCUGAUUGGAAGGAGGGGUUCAAGAAGAAGACUGUCGGCGUGUCGGAUAUGACGCUCUUGACGACGAUAAGUAACGAAAGUAUUAACGACAACUUGAAGAAGCGAUGGACUACUGGCGAAAUCUAUACCUACAUCGGAGCAGUCCUGAUCUCAGUCAAUCCCUUUCGCGAUCUUGGAAUUUACACCGACGAGGUUCUCCAGAAAUAUCGUGGCAAAAAUAGGCUCGAGGUUCCUCCUCACGUCUUCGGUAUCGCUGAAGCUGCCUAUUAUAACAUGAACGCAUAUCACGAAAACCAAUGUGUCAUUAUUUCUGGAGAGUCUGGUGCUGGAAAGACUGAAGCUGCCAAGCGAAUCAUGCAAUAUAUCGCAGCUGUGUCCGGCGGACAGGAUAGUAGCAUACAGGAGAUUAAAGACAUGGUGCUAGCCACCAAUCCUCUCUUGGAAAGCUUUGGUUGUGCUAAAACACUACGGAACAAUAACUCCAGUCGACAUGGUAAAUACCUGGAGAUUAUGUUCAACUCUCACGGUGAACCAGUCGGUGCGCAGAUUACGAAUUAUCUUCUUGAGAAGGGACGUGUUGUUGGACAAGUGGAGAACGAACGAAAUUUCCAUGUGUUCUAUCAAUUUACCAAAGGUGCUAGCGACGAACAACGGGAGAUGUUCGGUCUGCAGGGUCCUGAAGCGUACGCCUACACUAGUCUCAGUAACUGCCUGGAGGUCCAAGAUAUAGAUGAUGUUCAUGAUUACGGUGAAACUAUCAAAGCAAUGCAGGUCAUAGGGCUCAGCGAGCAUGAGCAAAGUGAAAUUUUCAAGAUGCUCGCCGUCGUCCUCUGGUUAGGAAACGUCCAGUUCGCUGAAAAUGACGAGGGAAAUUCACAAAUUGCCGAUGCUGGUGUCCCCGAUUUUGUCGCAUAUCUUUUGGAAGUCGAUUCUGCAUUAGUUCAGAAAGUGCUCACUACUCGGGUAAUGGAAACACAACGCGGAGGUCGAAGGGGCUCCGUUUACGAUGUUCCUCUUAACCCUGCUCAGGCUUCUUCUGGUCGCGAUGCAUUGGCGAAGGCGGUUUAUAACAACUUAUUUGAAUGGAUCGUUUCUAGAAUCAACGUUUCCAUGAAACCGCGGACUGCUCAUGCCCAAAUUAUCGGGAUUUUGGAUAUUUUUGGAUUUGAAAUCUUUGAGGACAAUUCGUUUGAACAACUCUGCAUCAACUACGUCAAUGAGAAGCUCCAACAAAUAUUCAUCGAGCUUACUCUGAAGACUGAGCAGGAAGAAUAUGUUCGAGAGCAGAUCACCUGGACGCCUAUCAAAUAUUUCAACAACAAGAUCGUAUGCGAUCUCAUUGAAGAACGCCGUCCUCCGGGCAUAUUCGCUGCCCUGAAUGACGCUUGUGCCACCGCUCAUGCCGACCCUACCGCAGCCGAUAACAGUUUCAUUCAAAGGUCUGCUGCACUGUCUUCAAAUCCUCAUUUUGAGGUGCGAGGUGCUCAGUUCCUGGUUCGCCAUUACGCUGGAGAUGUCAUGUAUAAUGUGGCUGGAAUGACGGACAAGAACAAAGAUACCUUGAUCAAAGAUCUUUUAGAUCUAGUCGGUACUAGUGGCAACCAGUUCCUGCAAGGCUUAUUCCCUGACCGACCGGACCCCAAUAGUAAGAAAAGACCACCGACAGCAGGCGACAGAAUCAAGGUCUCGGCAGGUGCACUUGUUGAAAAUCUCAUGAAAGCUCAACCCUCAUACAUUCGAACGAUCAAACCGAACCAGAACCGCAGCGCCUCGGAAUACGAUGAGAAGGCGAUCCUACAUCAAAUCAAGUAUCUCGGUCUGCAAGAGAAUAUCCGUGUCCGUAGAGCCGGUUUCGCUUAUCGAAACACGUUCGAAAAGAUGGUAGAACGGUUCUAUCUUCUGUCACCAAAAACUUCAUACGCCGGUGAGUAUACAUGGAACAGCGGUGCCAAGUCAGGAUGCGAACAAAUCCUCAAGGAUACUGGUAUCGCGAAGGAGGAAUGGCAGAUGGGUGUUACUAAAGCUUUCAUUAAGAAUCCAGAGACGCUUUUCGCUCUAGAAACGAUGCGUGAUAGGUAUUGGCACAACAUGGCUGGUCGCAUUCAACGAGCAUUCCGGAAUUACAUGCGUUAUAAGCACGAAUGUGCCCGGCGAAUCCAACGGUUCUGGAAGAACAACAAGGAGGCUAUUAUCUACGCCCAGGUCCGGGAUUAUGGUCACCAGGUCCUCGCUGGUCGUAAAGAGCGCAGAAGAUUUAGUCUACUCAGUUAUAGACGAUUUAUGGGAGACUACCUGGACGUCAAUGGGAAGAGUUCAUUCGGGGAGGAAUUAGGAUCUGUCUGUGGUAUCGGAGGAGAGGAAGUCGUCUUCAGUGGAAAGAUUCAACUGCUGGUGUCCAAGUUCGGGCGUUCCAGUAAACCAAGUCCCCGCUGGAUCGUAGUGACGAAGAAAGCAGUUUAUAUUGCCGUGACCAAUCUCAAAGACGGCCGAGCAGUCACAUCGUUGGAACGCAAGGUUCAGGUAGUGACCAUCAAAAGUAUAUCGAUGUCGAGUUUACGUGACGACUGGAUGGUUUUGAAUGGGAGUAUUUCCGAAGAGGGUGACCCUGUCUUCAGCUGUUAUUUCAAGACUGAACUCGCUUCAACUCUCAUGAAAUUAUCACAAGGAAGUAUAACUCUCAACAUUGGGCCCACUAUUGACUACGCUAAAAAGAAAGAAAAGCGUGCACAAGUCAAGUUCAUCAAGGACGAGACAGUCCAGAAGGAUGACUUGUAUAAGAGCCACACUGUUCACGUACCAUCUGGUGAACCCCCAAGUAGCCUGUCGCGUCCCCCUGCGAAGAGAAAACCAGGUGUUGUCCGUCCCAUCACCCAGGGCAAGCUUUUACGUGCAGGAGGCCCCGACAAACCUCGAGCGGCAGCCAAACCUAAACCCACCGUACGACCUUUACCCGGCCAAUCAGCCGUCAAACCUGCUACUGCUCCUGUAACCACAUCCCAACCUGUCGCGAUUCCCAAACCGUCUACUAGUACUGUUUCCAAACCAUCGACAGGUUCAGGUUCUCGAGCACCGCCUCCACCUCCUCCCCCACCUCCUCCAAAAGUUGCGACACCUGAACCCCAGGCGGAGACGUGGAAGGCGAAGUUCCCAUUCGCUGGUGAGGAAGGCGAGAUGUCCCUUCAGAAAGACGACGUGGUCGAAGUUGUUGAGAAAGACGGUGAUUGGUGGCUCGUCAAGAAAGACGACGCUGAAGGUUGGGCACCUAGUAAUUACCUUGAACUUGUUCCUCCCAAAGCUGCUCCUGCUGCUCCACCUCCACCCCCACGAAGAGCACCUGCGCCUAAACCUUCUUCGACACCAGCAGCGUCCAUCAAACUGCCCAUGCAACCAUCUGUUACCGCUAAUCCGUCGGCCAAACCAGUAUCAGUGUUCCCAGGUAUGGGGCCUUCGAACGGCUCCGCAACGCCAUGGAAGAAAACUCCAUCCUCAUCUACACCAGAUGACUCGGAUAAUUCUAGGCCUUCGAGUGUCAUCGGAGGCAACAAACCAGCACCUCCCGUUGCGACCAAACCGAAGCCACCUGUGGUUGGGAAUAAGCCUGCACCACCUGUUGCAGCGAAACCCUUUACUGGACCCAAACCUCCCGUUGCGGGAGGGAAGCCACCUGUCCCUAGUGCUUCAAGACCACCCGCCGCACCUAAAGCACCAGCAGGCGGAGGUGCAAAGGCAGCACCGGCUGCUGUUGGACAGUUGGAUUUGGCUGCAGCGUUGGCCAAACGUGCGCAAAAGAUAGCUGAUGAUUGAUUGUUUGCUGUAUUUUUUAUUUCUGUCUGUUAAUUCAGUAGUGUCGACAGAAAAACAUUUCUUAGAUCAUGUACGGAAUAGAAGUUUAUCCAACCCGCCAUGCCUGC